GCGUCAGGCUGCACGCAAACAAUCGCGGUUGAAAUCAUGACGUCCAGCAGCAGGACCUUUGCUAUCCGCGUCCCCGCGACGUCCGCAAACAUUGGCCCAGGGUUUGACGUCGUCGGGCUCUCCCUCUCGCUCUACUUGACCCUCACGGUCACCGUUUCAACCUCUGAAUCCGAACGUGCAGCCCCGAUCAUCACCUACUCCGGCGAAGGCGCCGAUGAGGUACCCCUGGACGCGUACAAAAACCUCACCACCCGUGUCGCGCUCUACGUGCUCCGAUGCAACGGCGUGCGCACUUUCCCCUCCAUCACCACCAUGCACGCGCACAACGAGAUCCCCUUCGGAAGAGGACUGGGCUCGAGCGGUGCGGCGGUGAUAGCGGGAGUCCUGUUGGGAAACGAACUGGGGCAACUCGGGCUGUCUACCGAACGUCUGCUUGACUUCGCGCUCAUGGUAGAGCGUCAUCCGGACAACGUCACCGCGGCGCUCGUCGGGGGUUUCGUCGGAUCGUAUCUGCGCGAACUCGAUGCAGAGGCGACCGAGGCCGCGAGCGUGCCCCUUAGCGAAGUGCUGCCGGAGUACCCACCGGAUGCGGGCGAGGAAUGGGGUUUGAACCCUCCCCUGCCGCCUACGGGAAUCGGACACUACGUGCGGUUCAAGUGGGAGCAGAGCAUCAAGGCGGUCGCGAUCAUCCCGCAGUUUGAGCUGAGCACCGCAAAAGCACGAGACGUCUUGCCCACCCAAUACUCUCGGAAGGACCUGGUGUUCAAUCUCCAACGACUAGCGGUACUAACAACGGCGCUCGGUCAAUCGCCUCCCGAUCCGGAGCUGAUCUACGAAGCCAUGAAGGACCGGAUACAUCAGCCUUAUCGCAAGACCCUGAUUCCCGGCUUGCCCGAAGUCACCAGUCAGAUAACACCCCAAACGCAUCCCGGUCUACUGGGCAUAUGCCUGUCCGGCGCGGGCCCAACCAUCCUUGCCCUCGCCACAGGAGGCUUCGAAGCGAUAGCGGAGGACGCGCGCAAGAUCUUCAAGAAGGAGGGCAUUGAGGUUGAAUGGAAGGUGCUGGAGGUCGUAGGCGGAUGUGCUGUAACCCAAAAGUAAAUUACAUGUAUUUAGGAGUGACACCUCGCGACUGCAGAUAAUAGCAAAGGCAA
Punctularia strigosozonata HHB-11173 SS5 is the source of this 1154-nucleotide messenger RNA. RefSeq names its product homoserine kinase. Gene Ontology annotation, molecular function: ATP binding; homoserine kinase activity. The transcript has 3 exons. The record is from RefSeq and is a predicted model, not a curated record. Gene Ontology annotation, biological process: L-threonine metabolic process. Bases 37 to 1101 code for a protein of 354 amino acids. Lineage: Eukaryota; Fungi; Basidiomycota; Agaricomycetes; Corticiales; Punctulariaceae.